GCGGAUUCGCCCGCCUCCUGGGCCGUCCCCGCCCCGGUGCAGUCAGUCAGUGGCAACUGCAGGUCUCCUCAGACGAGAGCCAGGCCAGGCGGAGCCGGAAGCCGGCGAAGGUUGAGCCAGCGGCUGAGGGGGGAGAGAGAAGGGGAGGUGGCGGCGGCAGCGGCGGUCCUUCUUCAUGGCGCUGAACCUGAGCCGGAAUGGGCCGGCGCUGCAGGAGGCCUAUGGACAGGUCGUGGCCUCGGGGAGCCGGACUGACUGGGCUCUUUUUACCUAUGAGGGUAAUAGCAAUGACCUUAGAGUUGCUGGAACUGGGGAUGGUGGCCUGGAGGAGAUGGUAGAAGAACUCAGUAGUGGAAAAGUGAUGUAUGCUUUCUGCAGGGUGAAAGACCCCAACUCUGGCUUGCCGAAAUACGUGCUCAUCAAUUGGAUUGGAGAAGGCGUUAAUGAUGUGAGAAAAGGAGCUUGCGCCAACCAUGUCAGCUCUGUCGCAAACUUCCUAAAGGGUGCCCAUGUGACAAUAAAUGCUCGGGCUGAUGAGGAUGUGGAACCAGAUGCUAUCAUGGAGAAAGUGGCUAAGGCUUCAGGGGCAAACUACAACUUUCAUAAAGAAGGCAGCAAGUUCCAGGAUGCAGGUCCUCAAGCUCCAGUGGGCUCAGUCUACCAGAAAACUAAUGCCAUGUCUGAGAUCAAAAGAGUCAGCAAAGAUAGCUUCUGGGCCAAAGCAGAGAAAGAUGAAGAGAACCGUCGGCUAGAAGAGAAGAGGAAAGCAGAAGAAGAGCGCCAGAGCUUGGAAAAAGAGCGCAGAGAGCGGGAACUGCAAGAAGCAACUUUACGUGAGCGCCGAUUUAAGGAGCGGGCCAGUGAGAUUGAUGCUCAGAAGAAAUUCCAGCAACAACAGGAAACUGAGUCAAGGGACAAAGAUAAACAACAAUGGAAGGAGCAGGAAGAAAAUUUCAGCAAGAUGCAGAAGGGUGUCCGAAGGAAGAGUGAGUCUGUGGAGAAAGCUCAGGAAGCAGCAUCAGUAAUAGCACAAAGAUCAGUGAAUCCACGUGACAUCUUCAAACAAAGGGAGAGGUCCAUGUCCACAGAAGCUGCAGUCAUCAGUUCCCAGCCAGGCAAGUUACGGAGCCCCUUUCUCCGGGAGAACAGUCAAGCAGAGGCUCCUGUAUCCCCUGUCCAUCCUGCUGUACAAGAUGUUCACCCUCCUCCUGUUGUUCGUUCGUCUGUACACGACACACCUCCAGUCUCUCCUGUUCCUGCACUUGGUGAUUCUAUCAAGCAGAACAACUACACAUCAGGCACCCCUGUCUACCAACCAGAGGUGGAACAUGAAGCUGUGUAUGAAGAACCCCCUAAUGAGCGAGUUAUCUAUGAUGAGCCCCCUGAGGAACAGCCUGAGGACACUAAAUAUGAUUAUGCUGAUAACUACCAACAAAAUCCUAAUUUGGAGGGGAAAGGCUUAUGUGCUCGAGCGCUCUAUGAUUAUCAAGCUGCUGAUGACACGGAGAUCUCUUUUGACCCUGAGAACAUUAUCACCAGCAUUGAGAUGAUUGAUGAGGGCUGGUGGCGUGGUUAUGGUCCCGAUGGCCACUUUGGGAUGUUCCCUGCCAACUACGUGGAACUCAUUGAAUAAUUGGCCUAUGCCAGAAGAAGAAUACAAGCAAUACCUGAAAGAACAACUCUAUCAAAUCCAAUUCUUCAAAGUGGAAUUAUAUGGCUUUUUAAGAGUGAAUUGCCAUUGUGCUGUGCCCCUGUUGCUGAGGCAGGAUCUGCCCCUGCCCAGUAAAGCAGAACUUUCCCUUUGCCUUUUUGUUUUCCUUAUCUGGCAUUUUCAGGUGAAGGUAGGAAGUCAGUGUUGGCAUUGAGAUGGUAAAAUAGCCCUUCAGGGUUAAAGGCCAAGCACAUCCUCUUCAAACACACAAAGAGACCCUGUGGAGUAUUGAGAACAUAGGAAGAGCUUACCAGGAACAGGGUUCUUCAUGCAAACUGCUUUUCUCAUUCCAUGUGUUGCAACUUUCCAAGAUUGCAUAAGGAGGUAUCUUGAGAAACAUCUACUACAUUACUUAGUGUAACUUUGCACUGAGGUUUAGGCCUGCAGUCCACAGCCCAGUUAUUCCCGAGCACUGCUUUGGGGGAAAUGAAUUGCAAGUUGCAGAUUUUUCUUUCUUUCUUUCUUUCUUUCUUUCUUUCUUUCUUUCUUUCUUUCUUUCUUUCUUUCUUUCUUUCUUUCUUUCUUUCUUUCUUUCUUUUUCUUUCUUUCUUUCGAGAUACCAAUGUGCUAGGAACUGCUUCAGGGCAAGCCCUGUUGAAAUGAAUGGACUUGUGCAAUAAUUCCACAGUGGUCUUGUGCAACUCCCCUUCCAUUUCAGUGGAGUCAUUCUUGAAUGGGAGAUUGGGCCCUCCAACUACUCCACUCUUUAUGUAAGGACCAAACUGCCUGGCUCUUAAAUUCUUGGUAUUUGUGGAAAAUUUCCCCUUGCUUUAAAAGUAAAAGCCUGUCAUGGUAGUUUCUUGAGACAUUGCUUCAGAGAUGAACACCAUUAUGGCAGGUAAUAAACAAAUGCCUGAAGGCAAUGCUAGUUUUGAAAUUGAGUGCACACAGCUUUAAAUAUAAUGUUGGGUGUGGUUUGGUUAACAUGCGAGGAACUUGAUCUCUGCAUUAGUUUUUAUGGAUUUUUAAAGCCUUGUAUUGCAUUUAGAUAGGAUUUCAAUUAAUUCUCCCUUUCCCUUUAGUAGUUCAACGAAACAGAGUACAAAGAAACCUCAGGCAGCUGAGCACUCAGGAAUGGUCCAUAUUUAUGCUCUGGUAAUUGUAUGUCACUAUGCAUCUCUCUGAUUGACAUCAGUUAAUAGUAUUAACCUAGUAAAGUCAUUUGUGGCUCAUACCUGGAUUCAAAUGCUGCAUUUUAAGUGACUUCUGUCAAACUCUCACAGAGCACCACCUCUUCAUGAUGUACUAGCCACAGGUGCAUUAUAAAAACAUUUAAUUAGCCAUUUUUGGGUUUUUUUCUUUGUCUUGCUCAAGGCAGCUUGGAUGGGAUUCUCAAAUGCAUCCAGUGCAGAUAUCUGACGUGGAGGUUGGGUUGUAUAGAGGGUAAUCUGUUUGCUUGGAGGCAAAAGAAAUGGCCUUGCAAGGUUCCAAGUUCACUCUCCUGGUUUUAUGCAUGCUGUGUUGGUGAUCAUGGAAACAAGAGAUCCUAAUGCACUUCUUUAUCAAUCUCUUCCAACUAUUUUUCCUUGAAUGGCAUUCUAGAAAGUGACGAUUUUUAAAAAUAGGAAGCAGCUUCCAGAAAUUGGCUGUUUCAUUUCCACAUGCUCCUCCAUUCCCAGUCUGCAGAAGCUAACCUUAACUACUCGUUCCAUUUUUGUGUAGAGUUUCUGUUUUAUCUCCCAUUUCAAAGGUAGCCAAAGUGGUGAUCUUCAGAUGUUGACUCCAACUCCCAACAGUCCAGCCAGCACGGCCAGUGGUCAGGAAUUAUGGGAAUUGUAGUCCAACAACACUUGCAGGGCCCCUCAUUAGCUACCCAGUGCCCUUCUUCCAUCCUGCUACUUUUGAAAUAUAGUGGAAAACUUUUUCAAAAGCACUCCCCAUGGUAACUCUCCCUAUAAGAUUAAAAAUGAAUAGGGGACCUCUUUCGCAUUGACAGCUUUGGAAACUACUUUCAACGGACUGUACUUUUUUUUUUUUUUUAAUUCCAUCUUUACUUUCAGGAACUAUAAAGGAUUUUUCCUGUUGGGAUGUCUGCAGCAGGCAGCAGUGGCUACACAGAAAUUAUUUUGAGUUAAUGUUUGUUAGAAUUGCCAACCAACCUGCAGGAUCAUUGCUGUUUCAGUUGUUGCUGUUCACUGCAUCUCACGUUUUUGUUCAAAUCCUCCUUUUUGCCAGCUUUCCGCCAUGCACGAAGAUUUGGGAGUAGGGAAAAGGCUUGUGACUUGUAUCAGGAUGAUCUGAAUAAUUAAAAAAAUUGAAAUGAUUAAAAUAA
Molecule: messenger RNA, 3983 nt
Organism: Rhineura floridana
Lineage: Eukaryota; Metazoa; Chordata; Lepidosauria; Squamata; Rhineuridae
Gene: DBNL
Product: drebrin like
Exons: 14
Coding region: 176-1633 (485 amino acids)
Biological process (GO): positive regulation of axon extension; regulation of actin filament polymerization; postsynaptic actin cytoskeleton organization
Cellular component (GO): cortical actin cytoskeleton; site of polarized growth; plasma membrane
Molecular function (GO): actin filament binding
Source: RefSeq, a predicted model, not a curated record